AUGCCAUCCCAAAUCCAGCCAGGUCGGCCUGGCAACCUGACCGCGGACCAAGAAGCCAAACUCCGCGAGCUCUGGGCCCUGACCCUCAAAGUCUUCGGCGUAACCGGUGAACGCACCUCUCUCGACACUCCCAAUGGCGCCGCCACGCCCACCCCAGCCUCUAGCGAAAGCGCCUCCCUGAGCACCCCCGACAAGAAGAAGAAAGGCCGCCUCUCCCUUUUCAGCAAAAAGCAUAAAGACGACGCCGACAGCGGCUCCACCGCCUCCUCUGGCGCGGCAACCCCAACCGACCUCUCCGCCCUCACCGACGAAGACGACAAGCACGGCCAAACGAAAGCCUACCGCGAAGCGCUCGCCAAGUCCAGCCCGGAAGAACUCCGCAACGCCUUCUGGAGCAUGACGAAGCACGACCACCCCGACGGGCUUUUACUACGCUUCCUGCGCGCCCGCAAGUGGGACGUCGGCGCUGCGCUCGUGAUGCUGAUCUCCACGAUGCACUGGCGCGCGACUGAGAUGCAUGUCGAUAGCGACAUCAUGGCCAAGGGCGAGAUGGGCAUGAUGGACGAGACGAGGAGCGCGAGUGCGGCGGAGAGGAAGGAGGGGGAGGACUUUAUAAGUCAGAUGAGGAUGGGGAAGAGCUUUUUGCAUGGGGUUGAUCGGGAGGGACGGCCCAUGUGCUUUGUUAGGGUGAGGUUGCAUAGGCAGGGCGAGCAGAGCGAGGCGAGCUUGGAGAGGUUCACGGUUUAUACGAUUGAGACGGCGAGGAUGCUGUUGAGGCCGCCGGUCGAUACUGCGACAAUCGUCUUCGACAUGACAAAUUUCAGCAUGUCAAACAUGGACUACACGCCCGUAAAAUUCAUGAUCAAGUGCUUCGAAGCAAACUACCCGGAAUCCCUCGGCGCAGUCCUCGUCCACAAGUCCCCCUGGAUUUUCCAGGGCAUUUGGAACAUCAUCCGCGGCUGGCUCGACCCCGUCGUCGCCGGAAAAGUCCACUUCACCAAGAACGUCGAGGAGCUCGAGACCUACGUCCCCCGCAACCAGAUCCCUAAGGAGCUCGGCGGCGACGAGAACUGGGAGUACCGGUAUGUGGAGCCGCAGCCGGGCGAGAAUGAUGCGAUGAAGGAUGCGGCAACUAGGCAGCGGCUGGUGGAGGAGAGGGAGGGGCUGGUGAGACGUUAUGAGGAAUUGCUGACGGAUUGGAUAGGGGGUGGAGGUGAGGCGGCGGGGAGGAGUGAGGAGAGGAAUAAGAUCGCGGAGGAGCUGCGGAAGAACUACUGGAACUUGGAUCCGUAUGUCAGGGCUAGGUCGUUGUAUGAUCGCACGGGCGUCAUACAGAAGGGUGGCGCGCUGCAGUUCUAUCCGCCGCCGAGAGAGGAGGUCGUCACGAGUAGUGAUGAUCUGGAUUGA
Messenger RNA from Coniosporium apollinis CBS 100218, 1407 nucleotides. RefSeq lists its product as uncharacterized. The record is from RefSeq and is a predicted model, not a curated record. Bases 1 to 1407 code for a protein of 468 amino acids. The transcript has 2 exons. NCBI's taxonomy places the organism in Eukaryota, Fungi, Ascomycota, Dothideomycetes.